This is a messenger RNA of Pelodiscus sinensis (Chinese soft-shelled turtle), 1355 nucleotides long. The record is from RefSeq and is a predicted model, not a curated record. NCBI's taxonomy places the organism in Eukaryota, Metazoa, Chordata, Testudines, Trionychidae.
AUCUGGCCCCCUCUGCCAGCCUGGAGAGCUUUGAAGAAGGAAAAUGUCUUCUGAACCUUUUUGUCUGUCUGCUCAGACUAGGUUUGAUUCCAAAUGGCUGAAGACAGAUUUACAGCUUGCUUUUACACGAGAUGGACUCUGUGGCUUAUGGAAUGAAAUGGUGAAAGAUGGCGAAAUUGUGUACACUGGAACAGAAUUAGCACAAAGUGGUGAACUACCUCUAAGAAAAGAUGACAGUACUGAGUGCCAGGCAGGAUCAAAGAAGGAAGAACAAAAUGACAAAGAAAAGAAGGACGAAGAGGAAACUCCACUACCUACUUGUAGAGCUAAAUCAAUUGUUGAGAGCUGGGUAUGGGGCAAACAGCCAGAUGUGAAUGAGUUGAAAGAGUGCCUGUAUGUGCUGGUGAAGGAACAGCAAGUUCUAGCCACGCAAACUGCCACAACAACUCUUUCGGCUCUGCGGCUGAAACAGAGGCUAGUUGUCCUGGAACGAUAUUUCAUUGCAUUGAACAGAACUGUUCUUCAGGAGAAUGUCAAGGUUAAGUGGAAAAGCAGUAGUAUUCCUCUGCCUUCUGCAGACAAGAAAAGUUCUAGGCCUGUAGGCAAAGGUGUAGAAGGACUUGCACGAGUGGGAUCCAGAGCAGCACUUUCAUUUGCAUUUGCAUUCCUUCGAAGAGCUUGGAGGUCAGGUGAGGAUGCAGACCUUUGCAGUGAAUUGUUACAAGAAUCUCUUGAUGCACUCCGAGCAUUACCAGAAGCAUCCCUUUUUGACGAAGGGACUGUAUCAUCUGUAUGGUUGGAAGUUGUGGAAAGAGCCACUAAAUUCCUAAGGUCUGUUGUGACUGGGUAAGUGGGUUGUUUGUUUGCUUGCUUGCUUGCUUGCUUGAACUGGCAUUGAAAAGCUAAUUGAAUUUUUAACAACUGAUGGCUAGCAAAAGUAGUUAGUGGUAAAUUGAGUAGUUUCCUUGUUGGAUACCCUGGCAUCAAUCAAGCAAGAAACAACUGUUUCUCUCAUAUCACUUGCUUGUUGUGCAUUUGUUCUCUCUCUAGUCCAUUGGAGUGAGGUUGUUUUUCAUAAUUCAAAGGAAAUUGCUCUGAUAUAGUGUGCUUAGCUAAUAUAAAUGGACUGUUUUAAUGUUCAGACUUGGCAUCUGCAUUGAGUUGCUUUGUGUGAAAGUGAAUGAGAAUUGCCUACUGAACAACACAUUGUCUUUUGUUUAAAAGCACCAAAUAAACCACAUUUAAAUGAAAGUGGUCAAUUUUUUUUGAUAAAAUUGAGAUGCAAAACAGAAGUUGGGAAGUAAUUUUAAUACAAGACCUGGAUUAAAAACUUUUGCCAACACAGCUAUGUCACU